CCAGUCACAUCACACUAUGAGUACAUCAUUCCAUUAGUUCCAGUGAUAUCACACUGAUUUUAUGUUUUUAAAGGCCCUUUUCUUGGUGAUGCAACUCAACAAUACUCUACAAGUCUCGGAUAUGGUUUUUAUUGCAAUAAUACAUGUAGAUGACCUUUAACCUGGAAAUAACAGUUUUAUUUAUGAUUAUGUUUGACCUGAUUUCCCUCUUUGCCAGUGCUAGAGGACAUAGGUUUGGAGAGCCAGAGAAUUUCCUCAAUCGUGUCCGGGGAGUUUUAUAACCAUCAGAUUAAUUAUCAGAUUUAAUGAUUAAAAUCCUUGGUUGAUGAAAAUAAGGAAUGAACUAGGAACCAGUGGUCGUUUAUAUCCAGACUUGGAAGUGCACGGUUCUUAAGAUGCUGUCUGGUUGACACUGAGAACAGAUUAAGCAGGGGACUGUCUUUCACAUUUUAUGUGUGUGUGGGGUUGAUAUCAAACUAAUACAGAGAAACUCUAGAGCUGUGACAGAGGGACAUCAGACUAAGCCUGACCGGGGUAGCUGAGCAUCACCAUCAGAGGGCGGUCAGCGAGGAAUGGAUAAAGUCCAUGACACGGUAGCCUGGUAUCAGAAACAGAUUGGGUCGUAUGACAGACAACUUUGGGAGCAGUCUGUAGAAUCACGAGUACUACAGGGAAUACAGUAUGCACCCAGAAGAAAUGUAAAGUUAAAGACAGAAUUGAUUGAUGUUGAUUUAGUAAGAGGUUCAACCUUUUCCAAAGCAAAGCCCCAAGUGUCUUGGACUUAUAUUGCUCACAAGGCAGUAUGCAGGGUUGUGUUUUAUCCCCUUUGUUAUCGAUGGUGGCGGCAGCAGGUGACGUUCCGUUUCUGGUUCUUUCUCCUCAUCAUGUACAUCCUCCAGGUCUCCACCAUCAUAGUCUUCAUCCGCAACGUCGGUGACAGCAUCACCAAACACGAGAUGAGCCUGACCCUGGUUAUGAUUCCGUCCAUCCUGAUGCUGCUCCUGGGGGUGGUUCACUCACACACAGUGGCCUCCCAUGUCUCUCACCGCCCCCCGCACAGAGAUGGAAAAAACAGGGAUGGCAAAAGAAGUCGAAGAAAUACCUUCAGAAGUAACUCUACUUGUGGGGUCAGUAGUUCAGAACAGGCAGGUCAAAGGUCAUCAGAACCCAGCAAAGAGAGUGUCAUUCAAGCGGACAGAAAUCUGAAGGUUGGGGAACCGUCCCUCAGCAUGGGAGAUAAGAAAUCCUCACUAGAGUCCAAGUCUGUCAGCUGGAGCAACAGUGAUAAAAAGUGCAGAUCUAGUCCAGGAAAAUUGUCCCAAAAAUCUAGUCAAGAAAGCGACUCAGGGCCAGAAAUGGAAAGAGAAAGGAAGAGGAAAACCAGCACUGAAGAGUUCGAAUCCAAGAAAGACAAUCCAUCUAUUCCCGUGGAAUGUCAGGGAGCAAGUAGCACUGAGGGUAUUCACACCAGUGCUAGCGCAGUGGAUAUUCUCUCAGCAGACAACAUAGCCAUUGAAAAACUUGAGGGUGAAAUUGCAUUUCAUUUGGAGACACCACCUACAACAGAUGGCCAGAUAGUCAUGCUCAAUUCCGAGGGGGAUGUUGACUACGAAUUGACAGAAACCCUCAAUCCAGAGAACAGUAUCAGAAAACAAGAAGAAGGAAGUGAACAAGAAAAGAAAAGACAAAGUCCACCAAAGAUAGAGAAGAGCUCCAGCUCCAGUGACUUUCGUGGGGAGAUGAGUGAGGGGGAGGAAACUAAGCCCCCCGGCCCCCGGGUAGAUCAACUCUCACCUAUGUACAGCAAAGAUCUGAAAAAGGAGUCAGAGUCAGACUCGGAGAGGGCCGAAUCGGACCUGGAUGUCAGGACUUUCCAGGGUGUGAGACGACGUAAAACUCGGGUUGACGACAGCAGUGAAUCCGGGGCGUCAUAUUGUCGACCCCGACGUCAGACUAAGGAUAGCAAGACCAACAGGAAGGAGCGGGAACUUACACCAAAUCUGGAGAGAGAUGACUGUAACAAGGGUACGGUCAGUUCUGAGGAGUGGGAGGACCGAGUCCAAUCAGACGUUACCACCUCCACUUACUCCACCAGCUCGGACAGCGAUCUCACUGAGAACGAGAUACAGGCCGAGUUCUCGGAGGGAAGCCUCUCUUCCAAGAGCAUCAAUGUGAACUCGGGGGCGUUACCGCCGGAGAGCGCGGAACGCCAAGGCAGUAGUCAACAUGUAAUAAAUCUACUACAACCUCCCACAAGCUGCUCUGGCCUAGGUCACCACACACCCCCAGAUAAAGUGAGCUGUCUGAUCUGGGAGGGCAGUGAGGUGAAGAAAGUCGAACUGACAGGGAUCGACAUCGGGUGGACGAUCAUCGAGAAGGUGGACAACAUUCCGGAGAGCUCCGACUAUAUUUGGAUCGGACUGGUCUUUUCUCUGAUCAUCGGGUGUAUCCCCAUCUUCUUCAAGAUCUAUCACACCAAGGAAUUCUUCAGUCUUCUCAACUUGCAUGCUUUGGUUGACCUCCUCUGGAGCCUAAACGCUGAUUCCUGGAGAUUUAACUUGAUCCUUGCCAAUGGUGUAAUACAGAGAUUUGCUCUCAGCUGUAUCUUCUUCUUUCUUCUCUCUGUAGCAGAUAGAACCUUCAAACAAAGGUUACUUUAUGCCAAACAUUUUUGCUACCUGACUUCGUCGAGACGAGCCCGUAAGUUUGACAUGCCUCAUUUCCGUCUAAACAAAGUCAGAAACAUCAAGACCUGGCUGUCUCUCAGAUCCUACUUAAAGAAACGAGGCCCCCAGAGGUCAGUGGAUGUGAUCGUUUCCUCAUCCUUUAUGACCACUAUCAUCAUCCUUACCCUGAUGUGUGUGCAGCUCCUGAAGGACACAGACACUUACCUGGACUUCCUGUGUAACUGGGAGCUGCUGGUUUGGUGCAUGGCACUGGGGGUGUACCUGAUGAGGUUCAUGACCCUUGGCCUCAAGAUCAACAAGAAGUACCGUAACCUUUCUGUACUGAUCACGGAGCAGAUCAACCUGUAUCUUCAGAUGGAGCAGAAGCCUCACAAGAAGGAGGAGCUGAUGGUGGCCAACAAUGUCCUCAAGUUGGCUGAGGACCUCCUCAAGGAACUUGAAAGUCCCUUCAAAAUUUCAGGAGUGUCUGCCAACCCCGUUCUGUACAAUAUUGUCAAGGUCGUAGUCCUUUCUGCGUUUUCUGCCGUUCUGACUGAAAUCUGUGGCUUCAAACUGAAGCUCUACAAAAUCAAACUGAAAGGCUAGCUUGAUGCCUGCCUGUCAGUAUUAGCCAAUCACAAAUGGAUGGCGGUCAACAGUUAACACCGACGAACAGAAAGUCAACAUCAAGCUGUAGUAUUUCUUUUUAGUCAGGGAAUGAAUUUAAUUUAUUUUUUAUUUGAUGACCUGAGAAAGGUUUUUGAAUUUUAUUGUUCUUGUUUUUAUUUGAGUCCUACUGAAAUCCUUAGAGUGAGAGUCAAAAAUGGUCAGUAUCACCGCAUGUACUUAGUGAACUUUGUAAAUAGGCUUUUGGAAUUUUAAUGAUUAACUGCUCAGAUUAAUAAAUAGAGUUUUAUUCUAUUUAGUAGUUUGCAGUAUUUUUGUAGUGAUUUAUCAAAGAGGUUUACCAUUUCCAUUCUAUUGACUGAUUGAUUGAACUAGUGAGGCAUGAUUGAAGCCGCUUCUAAUGCUCAGUCUCUCUAGAUCCAGUCACCAUUGCAAUACUUAGGAUGCCAAAUUAUUUUCUCAUGUUCAGAGUUAGCUGUUCUUGCCCCUAUUGUGUGGGAUGGUAGGAACGUUAUGUUUUAUUUAAUUAUUCUUGAUUGAUACAGAUUUUAAAGGUUGUAGCAAACAUUUUGCCUUAGUAAUAAUGGUGUUCAAACAGUCUACUUAAUAUCGACAGU
This is a messenger RNA of Magallana angulata, 3910 nucleotides long. RefSeq names its product protein PHTF1-like. Lineage: Eukaryota; Metazoa; Mollusca; Bivalvia; Ostreida; Ostreidae. The transcript has 16 exons. Bases 573 to 3272 code for a protein of 899 amino acids. The record is from RefSeq and is a predicted model, not a curated record. Gene Ontology annotation, cellular component: endoplasmic reticulum.